This is a messenger RNA of Papaver somniferum (opium poppy), 767 nucleotides long. RefSeq lists its product as uncharacterized. NCBI's taxonomy places the organism in Eukaryota, Viridiplantae, Streptophyta, Magnoliopsida, Ranunculales, Papaveraceae. The record is from RefSeq and is a predicted model, not a curated record. The transcript is spliced from 3 exons. The coding region runs from base 295 to 534 and encodes 79 amino acids.
UUCCUUAAAGAGUAUGUAGUGAACCUUUGGAGGCUGCAGUGCGAUAAGCUCUCCCUUCUCGAAACAGAUGAUUUCGCCGAGACGGAAAGGUCCCGGAAAACACGGUUGAAUCGGCCGAGAUGAAGCCGAAACGAGACAGCCGAGAUAAGGGUAUUUGGGUGAAUUGAUGUGACAAAGGAUAAAAUCCCUAAAAUCGACUACCAUUCUUCAGUCUUCGUUUUUUACUUCUGGAUCUCCAAAAGCCCACCUCUCUCUCAGAUAUUCUAGAGCUUUCGACUCACAGAAGUUCAGACAAUGACAGCAGCCAAAAUCAUUGGAGCUGUGGUAGGGACUACAGUACUUGCAUUCGGGUUGGAUCAUGUUAUAUCUGAUAGGAAGUUGUUUGGAGGAACCACUCCAUCAACUGUUUCAAACCAGGCAUGGUGGCAAGAAACUGAUAAGAAGUUCCAGUCGUGGCCUCGUGUAGCAGGACCCCCAGUUGUUAUGAACCCCAUCAGUCGCCAGAAUUUUAUUGUGAAGUCUCGUGAUGAAUAAUGUGGGAAAGUGCUGUAGUAUCAUCAGUGGUGCGUGAUUAGUUUUCAAUCUGCCCCAGUUGUUAUGAACCCCUGAAAGUCUGAUUAUAAUGACUACUUUUUUCUUUUGUCGCAUUGUGUCGUUGUUUUUGCGGAUAUAGGUAUUGAUCAAUAAUGAUAUAAACCUGAUUGGGAGCACGAUAUGCACCCUAUGAUUGUUCUGAUUGUGCUAUGCUGUGAUUCUUAUUUUGUUUU